This is a messenger RNA of Talaromyces stipitatus ATCC 10500, 1689 nucleotides long. RefSeq names its product FAD-binding oxidoreductase, putative. The record is from RefSeq and is a predicted model, not a curated record. NCBI's taxonomy places the organism in Eukaryota, Fungi, Ascomycota, Eurotiomycetes, Eurotiales, Trichocomaceae. Gene Ontology annotation, molecular function: FAD binding. The transcript is spliced from 4 exons. Bases 86 to 1588 code for a protein of 500 amino acids.
GCGCCUCAAAUUUGAGCAUCAUUUGUCUUCUAACCAUUAGUAGAAUAUUGUUUCAAUAGACUCAUCACUAGAAGAUCCAGGAUUCAUGGCAAAUUCAAGAGGUAGUAUUCAGGCCAGAUUAGCCUGGUUGCUCCAGUUCUUUUGUUUAAUAUUCAUUUCAACAACGGCGCAAGCCGUAUCACUGGAUCUACACGUCCUCAGUGCCUGCCAGCAAUUUAAAUCACUGUACGGCAACCUCACCUUCCUCGCCAACCAGACUCAAUAUACAGCUCUUGCAGAUGAGAACUGGUCACAAACAGCUUGGGCAGAUCCCUCCUGCAUCUUGCAACCGGCGAAUACGCCCCAAGUGCAAAACAUUCUCCGUCUUUUAACAGCGCAACAGAUACCCUUUGCGAUUCGCUCAGGUGGACAUUUGCCCUCGCCGCUGGGCGCCAAUAUCAAUCGUGGGGUGCUGAUUGACCUCUCCUUGUUGAAAACGCUGGAUUAUGAUGCAGCCAAUGAGGUUGUGUCUAUCGGGAGUGGACUACGCUGGCAGGCAGUGUAUGAGGGAUUGGCACCGUACGAACGAACCGCCGUGGGAGGCCGUCUUCUAGACGUGGGCGUAGGAGGUCUGUUGCUGGGCAGUGGACUCUCAUAUCUCUCCGACCUCUAUGGCCUGGCUUGUGACAAUGUCGUGAAUUUCGAAGUAGUGCUUGCUAGCGGCGAGAUGGUCAAUGCCAAUGCCACGUCAAACUCGGACCUGUUUUGGGCCUUGAAAGGGGGUGCUAAUAACUUCGGUAUUGUCACUACCUUCACGGUACGCACCUAUCCUAUCGGCAAUGUCUGGGGCGGCAUAAAAGCGUAUGAUCUUGAAUAUCUUCCUGACGUACUGGCCGCUCUCAACACCUACCAAUCGGUCGAAAAUAAAGACCCGUACGCCAACCUAAUGGUACAAGCAGCCACUACAAACAGCAGCAUCGGAGUGUUGCUAAAUCUUGUGUACUUAAAACCUAUGGCAAAUCCCGCUGCCUUCGACCCCUUUUAUGGAAUCCCUACACUAGAAGACACGACUGUCAUUCAGUCUUUUGUUGAUUUCAUGUCGGAGGCUGUCAUGCCUGAUAUACCACGAUGGGAUUGGCACGCAACGAGUUUUAAACCAACGGCAUCCCUCUACUCCCAAAUUGCCGACAUAGUAACCACUGCCCCAGAGAUCAACGAGCUCAUAUCCGUCAAUACCGCCACUCUAGUCGUCGGCAUACAACCCAUAUCCACCAGUCUCAUAGCUGCAGGUCACGCGGCAGGCAGCAACGCUCUCGGCCUAGAGGCAGUCAACCAGACAUGGCUGGUGCUGGAUAUUGGUUGGGAGAAGUCGACAGACGAUACAAAGGCGCACAAUUUGACGAGAUCGCUAAAGAACCGUAUUGAAAAGGCGUCCGUGGACGCUGGGCAGUAUGUAGAGUAUAUCUUCAUGAAUGACGCGAGCUGGGACCAGGAAGUUAUUGCGCAUUAUGGUGAUGAGAGUGUUGACCGAUUGAAGGCCGUAAGGGAUAAAUAUGACUCUACUGAGAUAUUUCAAAGAUUGGUGAAGGGGGGAUUUAAGUUGGGGUAGCGGACAGAUAUUCAAUUCACCUAUUUUACGUCGUUUUUCGUCGAAUCGGAACGGUGGUGUUGCUGUCUUUGCAAGGCCAAGCUGUGGAUAUUUUCAAUAGA